This is a messenger RNA of Echinostoma caproni, 1551 nucleotides long. NCBI's taxonomy places the organism in Eukaryota, Metazoa, Platyhelminthes, Trematoda, Plagiorchiida, Echinostomatidae. The record is from the annotation of a GenBank genome assembly.
AUGGAACUUCCAAGUUCACGCAUUACGGGCAAAGUGGAAUUGGGCAUUGCCAGUCUGAAGAUCCAUUACACUCAACCCACCGAUGCCGGUACGUACACAUGUCAUUUGACUACGGAGUUCGGUCACGCUGAUAGCCAUCCGGCUACUUUGCAAUGUGAAGUUUCCGGUACGAUUAUCGCGGCCAGUCAGUUGCCCGGAGACAAAGAAAAAGGACUUCAAGCCAUUGAAGCGAUUGAAGCUUUGCUUCACGCUCCACGUGGUACAGCAUUCGAAGAAGAUGGACCUCUGGGUGCACCGCAAAUCAUACAGGAUUUGCAACCGGUCGGCGAAGUGGAGGAGGGCACGGCUGUACACUUUGAGGUGCAUGUGGAGCCAUCUAACGAUCCCUCAUUGGUGGUAAAUUGGUACAAAGAUAAUGAUUUAUUGUCCAGCGGUACACGUUUCCGUGUGACAUACGACCGCGGAGUGGCCACAUUGGAUCUGGUAUAUACGAUCCCAGAGGACAGUGGCGAAUAUUGGUGCAAAGUGCACAAUGCUGGAGGUCAGACGGACAGUCACCGCGUGCCGUUGAAGUGUCUGCCUUCGGCCGCGAUCAUCACUCAGAGCAAUUUGAUGCAAGGUUCCGAAGGAUACAACCUGAUCAAGGCUAUUGAGGAGGCUGCCGAACCGACCGGAGGCGACUUCCGCUACCUCGAAGAAGAAGAGCCGGAUUCCCAACCGAAUUUCGAUGUGAAACCCCAGGCGGCCACAAUCAGUGAGGGGUCACCCGUUCGUUUCCUGGUUCGAGUCAGUGGCAAACCAACUCCUCGACUGUCGUGGUAUUUGAACGAUCAGCUUGUAGAACCGGACUCGAUAACUAAAAUCUACAGUGAUGGCGCUAUCAACUAUUUGGAAAUGGGACGAUGUCCUGCGUUGCAAGGAAGCAACACUCUGCGUGUGGUUGCUGAGAAUCCACUUGGACGCGCGGAAGCGGAUACGGUUCUUACUGUCACCUUGGCCGAAGAUUUCCGACCCGAUCUGAAACACGUUCAACCGGAGAAUCCUUUCAAGAAGAUGAUGGGCUUGCGCAAAGUUGACUGCACACCAGAACUGAACAAGGCAUUGACACGCACCAAACCGUCUGCUCAAGCUAUCGCCGAGAUGGAGCGCGGUACCGAAAUGAAGGCUCGCAAUUACCGAUCACCGGAGGUUAUCGAGGCCGAACGUAUGCUGGACCAGUUGGCCUUGAAUCUACGCAAAUCCGAGAUCAAACGCAUCGGUCUUUCUGCUCCUCUAUCGUUCUUGUCCUGUCCGUCUACCCAAUCAGUCUAUCCAAAACGCCUCUUGGUUUAUCCGGGUCUGUAUUCAUACUAUCCGACAAAGUGUGCUCGGUUCGUUUAUGCGUCGCCUCCUCAAGUCCCCGAAGCUACUCGAUCGCCUGCAUUGUUCUCACGAUGCACUGCUGCUCCUCGCGGUUGGAUUAUUAUUUAUCAUGAUACCGAGGCAAGUUGCUUCAUGUCAGAAUUUUCAUCCCCCGGGGAUUUGUUCCGUGAUCUCGUGUGCCUUCUCUAG